GUUAAUUUUUUUCUUUCCUGUUUUUCCCUUCCUGACCAUCUAGCUACCGUUUUCUUUGUCUUACUUCUUAAUUUCGCAAAAUUCAUGCUAUGAAUAAUUCAUAACAGCCAGGCGGGCCAAUGGCUGGAAUUGACUGCUUGAUUAUUUACGUGGUGAUGAUCAUUGAUGGCUACUCGUCCAGCUGCGCUGAGACUGAUGAUUGGAGACGCUCGCCAUGAAAUUCGUUACGGUCUUUUUUCUACUGAGCUUACCUGGCGUAGCUCGAACUUCACUAUUAUAUGCUCGACAAGAUGGUCCAAGUGGAAACUUCUCGGUAGCUCUGCCAUUGCCAAGCCCGAGCAGCCAGACGGAGCCCUCGGCACCUUCAUUGGUAGCCACUUCGUUAAGCACCACCAAGAAGGAGCGCGGCCUACGAGGUCCUGACGGUAUCGGUCCUCAGGGUCCACCACCUGAGCCCGCUCCUGGAAGUCCGACUUCCCCAGUGGAAUUACCACCACUGGCAGAGGAUACCGCUCAGCCAGCAGCGACAUCGACUAUUGUUGAUGUGGAAACUGUGCGCAGUACGACGACACUUAUUCUUGAUUUACCAACUACUCCAACUACAGUAGCUUUGCCCGACACUUCAUCGGCCCAGUUUACGACUAUCGUUACGACAAAUUCUCAGUCGGCAGAAUUAUCCUCGCCGACCACUUUCCUUACGUCUAAAAGCGCACCCAGUGUUACUAGCCCAACGCUGAGCGAAGAUUCUAAAAUAACAGCUAUUGCGCCAAAUUCUAACACAGUUUCCUCAACUACUGGAGCAGUCACGAUGAGCAGUUCUACUCCAGCUCCUAGCGAUGCCAGCUCGAAUGAUAGCGGGAGCGGAACUUCAACAUCAACCAUUGUACUUAGUACGGUCCUGAGCAUCGCAGGUGUAGUUCUGAUUGCAGUGGCGGCCUAUUUAUGCACCGGGGAUCGACGGAGAAGGUUACCAAUGUUUAACAGAGGCAUCACACCGAUCGGAGACGAUGAGAUAGCAACAUGGAAGUCAAACCGGUCGGCGGAGAAGGCCAACAGAUAUACGACUCGGCCGACUCACUCGCAGAACGGAUCGACAUCGACAUCUACGAGAGGAGCGCCAAGCCUAAUCCAAUAUCAAAACGGUGCACGGCCGUCGCUCGAAGUUGUAUCUCCCAGAUCGUUCCUUGGCGACAAGAACAGUUUUGACCUACCGCAAAUUCCCGGAGCUGUGUUGGCACGGGCACCUAACGCACGGUCUGGUCUUACGGACGAGACGGUUCCUGGCGACGACCCAUUCCUGCCAAGCCCGAGACGACAUCCGUCGAGAUUGCAUAAGCUCCCGUCAAACUCUUCAUCCCCGAAUAUUCGGAAAGGAUCGCGGAGUGACAGUCUGAGAAGUUUUUCUGAGCCUUCAUGGCGGGAUAGUGCGGUAGAGACAUCGUCUCUUAGGGGUUCGAGUGAUGGCUAUGCGCGAAGCCAUCGCAUCUACUCGAAUUCGCCACUUCCACCGCCGCCAAGGCUAUCGUUCGGUGAAAACGAACAAUUUACGGGCUUAUCGCCGCCUCCGUCGCGGCGGGGCGAAAACACAAUCGGAUUGGCUGUAGGUUGAGAAUUGUGAUCUACCAUGCAUUUCGAUAUUCAAAUUCCCACCCCG
Molecule: messenger RNA, 1654 nt
Organism: Daldinia caldariorum
Lineage: Eukaryota; Fungi; Ascomycota; Sordariomycetes; Xylariales; Hypoxylaceae
Exons: 2
Coding region: 215-1609 (464 amino acids)
Source: RefSeq, a predicted model, not a curated record